AUGGCAUCGCGGCUCGCUUCGAGUUCCAGUUACUCCAGCGUGCCGCCGUACCUUCUCCCCGUGGUCGAACCUCAGCUUUUUGCGGGCCGGUGUCCCGCUCCAGCGAGCUUCCAGGGUGAUGGACGAGUUCACCUCCGAGCCCUCAGCCUCUGCUUCCUCAAUGGAAGACGUGACGGCGGGAUUGAGGAGGUCCUCGAAGUAUUCCUUCCACCGUCCGACGACAUCCCCAGUCGAGGUCAACAGCCGCCCACCCCUACUGUAAACAGCAUUGGUAGGGGACUGCUUCCCCCUCCUGAGGCGCCGGACAGUUUGCCAGAAUCUCUUCGAGGCCAGCCGAUAGUCCUUCUCCAUGGCCUCACCGAACUCCUCCCAGGCCCGAGUUUUUGCCUCCACGACCACCCGGGCCGCAGUCCGCUUGGCCUGCCGGUACCCGUCAGCUGCCUCUGGAGUCCCACGAGCCAACAAGGCCCGAUAGGACUCCUUCUUCAGCUUGACGGCAUCCUUUACUUCCGGUGUCCACCACCGGGUUCGAGGAUUGCCGCCUCGACAGGCACCGGAGACCUUACGGCCACAGCUCCGAGCAGCCGCUUCGACAAUGGAGGCGGAGAACAUGGUCCACUCAGACUCAAUAUCUCCAGCCUC
This is a messenger RNA of Pimephales promelas (fathead minnow), 642 nucleotides long. Lineage: Eukaryota; Metazoa; Chordata; Actinopteri; Cypriniformes; Leuciscidae. The record is from RefSeq and is a predicted model, not a curated record.